Trypanosoma grayi is the source of this 825-nucleotide messenger RNA. RefSeq lists its product as hypothetical. The transcript has a single exon. NCBI's taxonomy places the organism in Eukaryota, Euglenozoa, Kinetoplastea, Trypanosomatida, Trypanosomatidae. The record is from RefSeq and is a predicted model, not a curated record. Bases 1 to 825 code for a protein of 274 amino acids.
AUGCCGGCAAACAAGACAUACCGGCAGGGUGUGGGCAAACAGAGGCACCACAAACACCGCGUCGGCCGCAUGCUCGUGCCACACGGGCGCGUGUCAGGUCUUCUGUUCACCGUGAACCCCCGCCAGGAAAGCAGGGCACUGCGCGAGCUGCAGCUCUACCUGCACCCCCUCAUCGCUGACCUCGAAAAGGCGGAGGCGGAGGCGGAGGAGGAGGAAAAGGCGAAGGGUGGGCUGCCGCAGGGCAACGAAGACAAUCAACCGACACCCGCGGGCGAUGGAGAAGCGGAGAAGGCGGCCGCCCCCUCGACAUCCAGUCUUCUAGCGGCGGAGCUCGCAGCCUACGUGCCCGCCCGCCCCAGCCAGCACAAGGAAACCAAAACAACCGCCAGGGAAGAAGAUGACGACUCGCCGAGCGCGAGCGGUGGCGAUGAAGAUGGUGAAGGCGGGGCGCCGAUACCCGCGCGGAAGCGCCAGCGGCCAGACGACGACGACAACGCCGCAGACACCAGGCGCGCCAAAGCGAACUGUCGCCGGUGGUUGGCGCCGCUCGAAACCGGCUGCAAGGGCCACAUGAUGGUCAGCAUCCCGUUUCCCCCGCAGAUGGAAGCAACCGCUGAAGAAAAAGCGACUGCCACCGGCGCGGCGGAGCCCAGCAGCGGGGAACGAGAGGCGACCGAGACGCCCGCACCCCACGACGGCACACCGGGCAGCGGCAACAACAACGACGACGACAACAAUAACACCGAGGCGCCGCCACCCGCAGAGGAGGGAAGCACGCCNCGGCACACCGGGCAGCGGCAACAACAACGACGACGACAACAAUAA